CUCCGCUGCACAUCCCAACACACCCAGGCCUCUUCUUUAUCCUAGGACUCGCUCAAAAGGGGUGUGGGAAGUGGGACACAACAGAAGAAAACCAGCACUUUGCAUAUCAUCAUCAUGUCGUCUGCUGGUCGAUCCUCCGUUCUGUCGACGACCAACCUGGACACGCCAGACUUCCGGUGGGUUAGCCUGAGGAAGAUCUUGUGGCAGGACCCGAAGGGGAACAACCGGGUAUGGGAGUGCGCCUUCCGCAACACUCGCAAGUCCGAGUGCGACGGGGUGGCCGUGAUCGUCUUCGUCUCAUACCCUGUCUCCAAGAAGGAGGACGAAAUUUUGCUCAUCUCCCAGUACAGGCCGCCGGUUGCAUCAGAGGUGAUCGAGUCCCCCGCGGGUCUGGUCGACGCGGGAGAAGAUGCGAAGGAAGCGGCAGAGCGCGAGCUGCUCGAGGAGACGGGGUUCUCGGGCAAGGUUACGUCCGUGUCGCCGAUAGUGCCCUGCGACCCGGGCAUGACGGACGCCAACAUGCGGUUUGUCACCAUAGAGGUUAACGGCGACUCCGAGGAGAACCAGAACCCGAAAGCCCGCCCGGAAGACGGAGAGUUCAUCACGCUCCGGAGGCUCCCGGCGACGUCGAUGCAGGAAGGCCUGGACGAAUUCGCAAACGCGGGAUUCCAGGUCGACGCCCGCCUGUACGCCAUGGCUGUGGGCUACACGUUGGGGAGACGCGCUGCUGCGGCCGGUGAAGGUGUCUGCCCGCGGCGAUGGCUGGGAUGCGCCGUGGCGUCUUCGCUGGUUGGUGUUGUGGUGGCGGCUACGUUGAUGGUCGUGGUGGGGGGUGCGAGGCGCGGCAGAUCAUAA
Ectocarpus siliculosus is the source of this 855-nucleotide messenger RNA. Lineage: Eukaryota; Phaeophyceae; Ectocarpales; Ectocarpaceae. The record is from the annotation of a GenBank genome assembly.